Molecule: messenger RNA, 5565 nt
Organism: Danaus chrysippus (African queen)
Lineage: Eukaryota; Metazoa; Arthropoda; Insecta; Lepidoptera; Nymphalidae
Source: the annotation of a GenBank genome assembly
AUGUCUUUAUCAGUUCUGUUAAUACUAAUAGCCGUUAACACUUUUGCCUAUGGAGAUCAUCCGAUAUGGUUAUCUGAUAUAGAAGAGGAAAAUGUUUUUUCCACUGAAUCGUCCGCAAGAAAUUUGGAAACAGUAUAUAGACUACCCAUAAAUGUGAUACCACUAGACUAUGAUGUGUACAUUGAUUUAUAUUUUGCUGAAAGAUCGGACAGGCCCUUUAGCUAUGAUGGUCGAGAAACGAUUAUUAUACAAGCUAUUGAAGCAAACGUAACAAGUAUAACAUUACAUUCUAAUGUUGACGAGAUACAUGAAUGUAGAUUAACAAAUAAUGGUGUUGUUGUACCGGUAAAUGAAAUUAUUUACAAGCCUCAGUAUCAUUUCAUGAUAUUAAAUUUGUCUGAACCCUUGAAUGUCGGACAAAAUUACACACUUUUUAUAAGUUAUAUGAGCACUAUGAAUGAAGGUCCUAUGAAAAGAGGAAUCUGGCGAGGUUGGUAUACUGAUAAUAAUGGAACUGAAAGAGUAUAUGCCACGACCCAUUUUCAACCGUACAAUGCUAGGCAGGCAUUUCCAUGUUUUGAUGAACCUCUUUUUAAAGCGGUUUUCAAAAUUCAUUUGUCCAUGCCCAAUAGCUAUACGGGCACUUUCUCUAACACCGGCAUUGAAACAAAAGAAACGUUAAAUAACACUCGGAUUCGUUACAACUUCUUUUCAACACCUAAGAUGUCCAGUUAUUUGGUAACAUUUUUAGUUAGUGAAACAUUUACUGUUAUAGCUAGUGACGAAUCCUAUGAACCAGCUAUAAGGAUCAUAGGUAGAUCAAAUACUGUUGGUCUCGGUAAUCAUGCUUUGGAACUUACAGUGAAAAUGACUGAAUAUUUUAAUGACUAUUUUAAAAUACCGUAUUCGAGUCUCCACCCCCAUUUGUCGAAUGACCAUAUAUCUUCACCCGAUUGGGCAAGUGCAGGAACAGAAAAUUGGGGGAUGGUCAGCUACAGAGAGUUGUAUUUAAUUAUUGACCCUCGAGAAACCAUCAUGUCCGUUGAACAUUACGCUACAACUCUCGUGUCUCAUGAGCUUGCUCAUAAGUGGUUCGGGAAUUUGAUCACCUGCUUUUGGUGGAGUAACACUUGGAUCAAUGAAGGUUUUGCAAGUUAUUUUGGAUAUAUGGCAGCCCAUCAAAUGUUUCCCCAAUAUGAAUUGGACAAACAUUUCAAUUCUCGCUAUCUUCAGACAAGCCUUUCAUUUGACUCAGCCGCUUCUACAGUUCCUCUCAAUUACGAAGUAAAUACGCCAGCUCAAGUCACUGGUCACUUUGGUACGAUCAGUUAUUCGAAAGGUGCGGCAGUGUUGAGAAUGCUGACUAACAUAAUCAGUCUCCAGACUUUCCGAAAAGGAUGUCAUUACUUUCUAUUGGACAACCAGUAUGAACCCACUGAUCAAUACGAUUUAUACAAUGCUUUUGAGAAAGCAAUAAAUGAAGAUCAGUCUCUAAGUGAAUAUCCUAACUUCAACUUUACCGAUUUUUAUAGAAUUUGGGUUAAUGAGCCUGGUUACCCUAUUUUGCUUGUAAAUGUUGAUCGUAGAAAUGGCGAAAUUAAUUUAAGACAAGAGAGAUUUUAUAUUAGUCCAUCAGUUGCUCCCAGUACGUUAAUUUAUCCUAUACCCAUUAAUUACGCAACUAAAUCGACAUCAAACUUCACAAAUUUGAAGCCUUCUUAUAUGAUGACGUCUAGUCAUGCUGUUUUAAGUAAAGAUGUUGGUGAAGAUUGGGUUAUAUUCAACAUUCAGCAACAUGGACAUUACAGGGUACAUUACGAUGAGAAAACUUGGAAUUUAAUAUCAGACGCAUUGUUAGCUGACCCUGAUUCAAUUCAUUACCUGAAUAGAGCUCAGGUGGUUGACGAUGUUUUUGCUUUAAUGAGGUCUGAAAGGAUGACAUACAGUUUUGGUUUUAAAAUUUUAAGAUUUUUACGGCACGAAGAAAAUUAUCAUGUCUGGACGGUAGCCAUUAGUGGAUAUACUUGGCUUAGAAACAGAAUGAGAGAGGUUCCAGAGAGUCAAACUAUGUUUGAUGUGACUUCUGACGAAAGUACUACAGUUACUUUGUUAAGACAAGAAGCUUUACAUUUUGCUUGUAAUAUUGGAUUAGAACAAUGCGUCCAAGAUUCCCGUAGUAAAUUCUUAGCUAUGAGAAAUUCAAAUGCUUGGAUUGAUCCAAGAAUUCGACGUCACGUCUAUAUAACGGGUAUUAGAGAAGGAGGACAGGCGGACUUUGAUUUUCUCUUAAAUAGAUUCCAAACAUCGAAUUUUGCUAAUGAUCAAUUGGAAAUGCUUAGAGGCUUGGCUGCUACUAAAGAUCGACAACUUUUAUGGAGAUACCUCGAAUUGACCUUACAAAAAGAAGUUCGCGCUCAUGAUAAAGUAAAUUCAUUUAAUUAUGCGCUUCUUGGAAAUAAGGAAAAUGGUGCAGUAGUUUUAGAAUUUGUGAAAAGCAAUAUUGAGGCUAUUAGAAAAGCUUUUGUUGAGGAUUCUCCUGCCACUCCUGUUCAUACGGCUCUCGUCAAUCUUGCUAGUUACCUUGAUGAAUCACGUUUAACUGACUACGAGAACUGGCUCCAAAGGGAUCAAUCCAAUUCAAGUCAAUUUAGCCGAGCAAUGGCUGCUAUAAGAUCAGCUCGUAAUAAUAUUGCUUGGGGGAAAACAAACGCUGAAAAGAUUAUUGAUGCUGCAAGAGAUGGGGCGUCUACAAUAAUUCUGGUUUUAUUACCAGCGUUGAUAUCCAUAGUGAAAACUGAUUUUCCUUUAGAUUUCGAAGAACCGAUAUAUUUUAGUACUAAUGACGAGGACAUAUAUCGUUUACCUGAAGAUUUGGAUCCCAUUAACAUACUCUUUGAAAUAACACCUUAUUUUGAAGAUCCAUCGGCCAGCAAGGCGUUUACUUUUGAUGGAUUUGUUUUAUUAACAGUCAAAGCAGUCAGAGACAACAUUUCCACUUUAACUCUGCACGAAAAUGUAAGAGAAAUUUUAUCAGUAAACAUUACCGACGAGGCUGGUGUAACUCUAGCUAGUUCUUUUAAAAGGAUUCGUGAACAGCACUUUCUAGAAAUUAGUCUCUUAAACGGAACAGUGUUGCAAAAAAAUCAAACAUGUAAGAUAAGUAUUUCGUACAUUGGAAAUAUUAACGAGACUCCACUUUCUCGUGGAAUGUUUAGAGGAAGUUAUAGAGACAAUGAUGGAAGGAGACGCUGGUACGCAGGAACCCACUUGCAGCCAACAAAUUCUCGUCAAUUAUUUCCUUGUUUCGACGAACCAGGUUUUAAAUCAACGUUUGACAUAAUUGUUAACAGACCACUUAAUUUCACUGAAACCUUUUCUAAUAUGAGAAUAAAAAGCCAAUCUCGUGUGGGAGAUCGUCAGCAAGAAAUUUUUCAUACGACUCCCAGGAUGUCGGCGUAUUUAGUGUCCAUUCAUAUAAGUGAGGAGUUUCAAGUAAUUGCUGAUAAUAAUAACUAUAAUGCAUCAUACCGCAUUAUUGCUAGACCCAAUGCGAGGGGUCAAGGUAAAUACGCUUUAGAAGUUGGUCCACCCCUAACAAAAUGGUUGGACGAUUAUUUCAAUAUAUCAUACUAUACAAUGGCAAAUGAUAUAAAAAAUGACCAGAUCGCCUCGCCAGAUUGGGCGUCCGGUGCUACCGAAAAUUGGGGAUUGGUUUCGUAUAGGGAAAUGCGUCUUCUUUAUGAAGAAGGUGAGACAAAUGCUGUCGACAAAAUGACCAUUGGAACUAUAACAGCCCACGAGCUGGCACAUAAAUGGUUUGGAAAUCUUAUUACAUGUAGAUGGUGGGACAAUGUGUGGAUAAAUGAAGGAUUUGCUAGUUAUUUUGAAAAUUUUGCAAUGGACGGUGUUGAUCCAAGCUUAGAGUUGGCAGAUAAGUUUAUUACAGGAACAGUACAAAAUGCUCUGUCAAGUGAUUCUUCAGCAUCAACUAGGGCGUUGAGACACACUGUUAAUACACCAGCUCAAGUUACUGGUCACUUUAGUGGUAUAAGUUAUACAAAGGGAGCUGCUUUUCUAUUGAUGCUUAAGCAUUUAUUAGGAGAGCCUACUUUUAAAAAAGCUCUUAACUAUUUUCUCGUAGAUAGAUCAUAUGAACAAGCAGUGCCUUCUGAUCUGUAUAGUGCUUUCCAGAGGGCAGUUAAUGAAGAUGGAAUCAUAGAAAAUUUAAACAUUACAGCCUUCAUGAACUACUGGGUCGAAGAAAGAGGAUAUCCAAUUAUUAACGUCAAUGUUAAUAUGAAUAAUGGCGUCAUGAUAUUGACGCAGGAGCGUUUUUUCAUAAGUUCAUCAUCAACACCAACAGAUCAAGUUUGGCCCCUCCCUAUAACUUUUACAACGUCCCGUAAUUCAAAUUUUAAUAAUUUAUCUCCAAAAACUGUUAUGCUCAAUAAAACAAUCCAGCUGCGUAAGGAUCCGGGUGAGGAAUGGGUUAUAUUUAACUUACAACAAAAAGAUUUUUAUCGCGUCAACUACGAUACGCAUACAUGGGAACUCAUUGCUGCUGCUUUGAAAAAUAAUCGUAAUAGUAUCCACCGAUUAAAUAGAGCUCAGAUUGUCGAUGACGUAUUUGCUUUAAUGAGAUCUGAACGGUUGUCUUUUGACCUUGGCUUUAGGAUUCUUGAUUUCCUUAAGGAUGAAACAGAUUAUUAUCCAUGGACACCAGCAAUUUCUGGCUUUACCUGGCUUAGAAAUCGUCUUUUACAUCUACCAGAAAAGUUAAGGGAAUUCGAUGAAAUCCUUUAUAGUUUUCUAGAUACAAUCGUUUCUGAUCUGGGGUAUGACGUUCAAUAUGGCGAGUCAGUAACAAGAACAUUAAACAGAUUUUACAUUUUGAAUUUCGCCUGUAACAUCGGUCACGUGGGCUGCAUCAAUAAUGCAUUGACAAAAUUCAAUUCCUUUAGAAGUAGUGGCGUACCUGUCAAUCCGAAUCUUAGAAGGCAUGUCUUUUGCCAAGGUUUAUUACAUGGAGGAUAUGAUGAUUGGAAGUUCUUACAGCAAAGGUGGUUUAAUUCCAACAACCAAGCUGAUCAAUAUGCAAUGUUAAGAUCACUUGGAUGUACGAGAAAUAAUCAAGCUGUAAAAGAAUACCUUGAAAUGAUCUUGAGCGAUGACUUGAGAGCUCAAGAUAGCAGCAAUGCUUUUACAUUUUUGUUCAUGGGUAACAGAGAAAAUACUAGAUACACCUUAGAAUUUAUGAAAGAAAGAUGGGAAGAAGUAAGAAAAAAGGUUGUCCUGCAGACAUGGUUUGGAACAGUCUUGAGUAAUCUAGCUGCUUAUUCAAAUGAAGAGGUUCUUGAAGAAAUGGAGCAGUGGUUAACCACUAAUCAAGCCAUAAUUCCAAGCGCCCAGACUGGUUUGUCAGCUAUUAAUAGUGCUAGAGCCAACAUGAAAUGGGGAUCUGAGAAAGCUGAUGAUAUUGUCAGAGCAGCGCGUGGUUCAUCUGCUAUUGUGCUGCCAGCGACCAUGUUACUCUUAAUUUCAGCAUUGAUAGUCUUAUUAUUGUAA